Messenger RNA from Perca fluviatilis (European perch), 4345 nucleotides. RefSeq lists its product as uncharacterized. Gene Ontology annotation, biological process: protein ubiquitination. Gene Ontology annotation, molecular function: protein binding; ubiquitin-protein transferase activity. NCBI's taxonomy places the organism in Eukaryota, Metazoa, Chordata, Actinopteri, Perciformes, Percidae. The record is from RefSeq and is a predicted model, not a curated record. The transcript is spliced from 28 exons. The coding region runs from base 485 to 3616 and encodes 1043 amino acids.
GCUGAACGGCCGGCUAGGCCGGUCGCGAAUGACAAAAAAAAAAAAAUAACGUAUUGACCACCGGCCGGUUCGGCCUGAAAUGGACCGGCCGUUUGGGAUUGUUCCCGGUUUUCCCGAUGGCCAAUCCGCCCCUGCCAGUUGGAUCCCAAACAAGCAAAAACCGUUUCUGCCAAUCAAGAAUGUGCAGACCACGGUAAAGAGCAGCUACAGACUGGCCAGAUGUCCCUGCUCCAGAGGAAUCCCUUCCUCUCCCUCGUUGUGGUCGUUUGGUUCUUCUGUGAGAAGAGAAGAUCACCCCAAGAAUGAUGAUGACGAUGAUGCCGACGAUGAUGCCGACGAUGCCACCCGGAGGAAAAGUGGAGUCGUUGCCACCACCUGAAAGAAUGGAGGAGAGAUGUUGAAGGCAGCCACACAGAGCUAGAAUAUAUGCUGGAAAGAGAAACUAAAUGGCACAACUGUUGCACUUCAUCUUCAACACAGCAAGAUGGGUGCAAUAUUCAACUUACUUGAGCAGCACAGACUGGAUUCUUACUACCUUAAAUUUGUUGAGUUUGGUGUGAAGGAUGAAAGAGAUUUCAUUGAUGGUGUAACAGAUGAAGACUUGAACAACAUCGGAUUAAGCCAGGUGGAAAGGAAUCGCUUUUCAGCCAUGAAAGACAACAUUCGCAGACUUAGAGCUCCAGCGGCUGCAAUGUCUGUGAAGAAGUCGUUGGAGUCCUUCUGUCUGCAGUACACGUACCCCAAAUGCCCUGAACCAAAAUAUAUCAGAGAUAUGGAUCCUGAACAAAAUACAGUUGAAGAUCUGAUGUUGAGGAUCUGUCACAUGGAAAGUGUAAAUCAAUCCAAAAGGGUCUGUCUCUACACAGUGGAUGGAAUGCCUUUGACAGAUGAUCCCUUCUUCAACACAUGGUCUUUAAAAGACAGACAUAUUGGAAAUAAGGAUGUAAUCUAUGCCAUAUUCACGCCAAAGGAAAACCUGAGAGCAGCUCCUCAAAUGCUGACGCGAGAGGUUACUGAAACCUACGGGACUGAUACAGUUCGAUGCCACAUCAUGCUCAAGGGAGACUUUGAGGUGACAGUGAAUUUGGCAAGCGACACAAUAUCUAAAUUGAAGAACAAGCUCGCCAAUGAAAGUGGAAUCCCAGGACAUGUUCUUCAUUACAAAGGCGGACACGGUAGCGGCAACACAUUGGAAAGUUGUGGAAUCUCAGAUGGGUCGACAGUGCACUUCACCCUGUCCACAUUUCCUGAUGACAUUCCAGACCACAAAACAUUCUUCAUCGAUGAUGUUGUGCCCUCAGUGCAACAAACCAAGAAAGGAAUCAGUGUCUUCUUGUCUUCCCUGUAUAUUAUCAAAAAUAGGGGUCUAGGAGUUGGAUACAAACCUGUGAUUGCAUACAUACGAAAACUGACCGGAUGUAACCCUCUGGCCCAAAGUUUGUAUCAGUUAAUCUGGAGGAAUGAGGUCAUAUCAAGGAAUCAGAAGAUCGCAGUGGUUGAAGGCUUGUACAUGCUCUUUAGAGAGCUUUUGCCAACGCUUGAAACAAAACGUGGAGACAGGAUCAUUGAUGACCUUGAUGUCUUUGAGUAUUCAACAUACUGCUGGGCACACCUCUUAUCUGAAGCAAAGAAAGAAACGUCAGACCACGAGAACUAUGCACCAUUAUCUCUGAUGUCUGAAGAAGGCAGCCGUUUCUGUGAUCCAGUCACUCUACCUGGAACACAAGGUGUUUUUGAAAGAGCAGUUGUACUUCAAAAAAUCAAAGAUGGCGAGAAGAUUCCAAACUGCCCUGAAGUAGUUCUGAGAGAAACGUCCCUCACCAGAGCCACUGACAUUGAGAGGAUUUUGCUCAGCGUUCAUCCGUCAAUUAAAAGAUAUCAUCUCUGGAUAUCUCAUAACAGUGUGACUGGUCAGAACUUUCACAUAAAUACUGAGAAGACAUUUGGAGACAUGGCAGAAGAAUUGAAAACGUUUCCUCAACUUACUGUCACUCCACCACUGCUUCUGAAAGAACUGGGGUUGGAUGAUGUACAACUGGUUUUCCUGAGUAAAGACAAGCUUGGUGUCUAUUUGACUAAAAAUAAGGCAAAUCCUACACAGAUUGAAGUGCAUGAUUGUCUGGCUGGCAAAAGACAAACUAUGGACGUGAAUUCAUUAGCAACUAUAACUGGUGACCAUAGGGAUGACUCUUCAAUAGUCACAACCGGGACUCCAAAAGAGGCUAUACUGGUGAUGAUAGAUACAAGUUCAUCCAUGGCAGCGAAGUGCUAUGGAAGUGUGGACAUACAGAAAAUCCAUGCUGUUAAAGAGCUUUUUGACAACUUUGCAACACGGACCAUGGCUUAUGACUUCCAUCAUGUCAUUGGCCUUGUGAAGUUUGACUCUACAGUGGAAACUCUCCACACAUUGACGGAAUCACUUGAGAAGUUCAAGGACGAAGUCCGCACCCUUAAGGCAAGCGGAAAAACUAAGCUGUACGAUGCCCUGCAACAUGGAAUUCUUGAGUUGGACAAAGCAAAGAAGUUUCUAGACUGUAAACUUCGGAUUCUUUGCCUCACAGAUGGAAAUGAUGUUGGAUCUUUAAACAAGCCCGAUGUUGUUGCUGCCAACCUGAUAAAAUCCAACAUCAUUGUGGAUUCAAUUCUUCUUGGAAAAGUGGAGAACAAUAUUCUCCGUGGAAUCAGCAAUGCAACAGGGGGUUGCUGUUUCAAACCAGAGACGAGCAAAGAUGGUCUGAAGCUUUUUGAGAUCGAGACUGUUCUCUCUUUGGAGUGGAGGAAACCCAAGAACAAAGCUGACCCAUCUUCCAUCACUAAAAGUUUUUUAACAAAAAUUCAUCAUGGGUAUGAUGAAUUUCCAGAGACGGUCUUGCCAAGUCAGAUGAGCAGUAAAGUGACAGUAACAGAGAGUGUUCUGAAAAAGAAGAUGCGGGACGCCAACAUUGGGAAAUUGAUGGAAAAGGACAAACGUAUCCUGGAGGAGCUGAGGAGCCUGCAUUGUGACCCACACCCCUACUUCACUGUCCUCCCAUCAGAAUCUGACUUCACAUUCUGGAAGAUUCUCAUGGAUGGACCUCCUGACACAGCUUAUGAGAAAGGAGCCUUUGAGUUGUUCUGCCAGUUUGGUCCCGACUACCCAGUGAAGCCUCCACUUGUUCGCUUUGUCACACGUGUGUACCACUGUAACAUCAACAGUGUUGGGCGCAUCUGCCACAACAUAUUUGACCGGAACUACAAUGCCCAAAUCACCAUGAGAGACAUCCUCAGUGCUGUAUAUGGACUGCUCAUCAUGCCUGAGCCUGACGAUCCACUGGACAGCAUUCUGGCUGAGGAAUUCAUGACCAGCCGUGAGACAUACGAAAAAGAGGCCAAAAAACACACAGAGAAAACUGCCUCGCAAUCACGGGAUGAUAUGGAGAAGAAAUUGGUGGAUCCUGGGAAACAGCUUGCACCCCAACAUCUAAUCUGUCCACUCACCAAAAAGAUGUUUAUUGAACCAGUGAGAACAAAAUACGGAAAUGUGUACGAACGAAAGGCCAUUGAAGAAUACCUCAAAACAUCCUCCAGCCGGAAAUCAUUCUCAGCAUGCUAUGUUGAAGGACGUCCCAAUUCCUAAAAUGGACAUUAAGGAGUGAGGAUCGAGGAGGCUACUGUAACUCCACCUCAUCGUCUGUCCAGACAAAAUUGUCAGCUUUUGUUGUUCGCUUCACGCUACUAGGAAGAGAAGAGGGAGAGAGGAGGAGAAGAGGAAGACUAGUAGACGGAAGGCUCUACGCAGGCGCGCGGACUUGGUGGAUCACAUUUCACACACUUUUGCGUCACCAUAUGCUCGCAGAUUCCCCCCACCACCUCCAUAAGGCUAGUCUAAACGCGGAAUAAAGAGUGAGAUUGCAAUGCCACUUUUGUGUUUUCUCGUCAGAUCGUUUCCGUCUACACAUAAGGAGAGGAGAAGAAUCGGGGGAUGCACAAAUUGGGAAAGGGCUAAGGAUGAACUGAUUAGAUGUUGGCAGUCAAAGGUCAAGAGGUCACCUCACAAAACACGAUUUUUGGCCAUAACUCAGGAGUUCCUGUGCUAAUUAUGACACAAUUUUACACACGUCUAAUACAUCAUAACAUUCUGCAAAAACAUUUCGUCACAUACGGUGCGUUUAUACAUUUUUCCGAGUAAAAACAUCACCAUUCAUGUCACUUCCUCUGGGAAUCAGAGGUGGGAAACUCUGGCUAGAUUUUGCUAACCGAUUUUCCCAUUUGGUGACGCGUUGUAGACAACUGACACUUGAUGGAGGCAACUUUAUCCGUUUCUUUUCCCGUUGGUUGUCCUGCAGAUAACACAAACAAACACCUG